AUGGACCAGUGGGAGGAAGUAACAUAUGACCUCCGGCAGUCAAUCGCCGCUCAAACCGACUUCUCCUCCCGGCUCACGAAGAACCUCAUCUCCACCCACGUCAAGGACAACAACUUCGUAUUCUCGCCCCUCUCAAUUCACGUCGUGCUGGCCAUGCUCGCGGUCGGGUUGGGCCGCACUGCCCGCAAACAGCUCCUGCGCUACCUCAUGAUCGAUUCGACCGAGGAGCUCAAUUCCCUAUCUUCGCAGAUCUCCACCUCGCUGCUGGCCGACGGCGGGACGCUCGGCGGCCCUCUCCUAUCCAUCGCCAACGGGAUUUGGGUCGAACGCACCCUUACCCUGAAGCCGGCUUUCAAAGAAACCAUCGAGAAUGCUUAUGGGAGCGCAAUAGGUCAUGUUGAUUUUCGCAAUCAGUUUAAUGUGGCAAGAGAAGCAGUCAAUGCUUGGGCCGAGGAGAAAACAAAUGGUCUGAUAAAAAAUCUGCUCCCAUCCGGCUCAGUCACUAGUUUGACUAUGGUCAUCCUUGCAAAUGCACUCUACUUCAAAGGAGUCUGGGCUUCGAAAUUCAAACCGUCUCUAACCAAAGUCCGCGACUUCUUCCUCUUGAACGGAAGUACGGUCCGUGUCCCCUUCAUGACCAGCUCCAUGAACCAAUUCGCGGUCGCCUUUGACGAUUUUAAGGUUCUGAAGCUACCGUACGAAGAGGGCCAGGACACGCGGGAAUUCUCCAUGUACUUCUUUCUUCCCAAUGCCAGGGAUGGCUUGCGAGCGCUCGUCGAGAAAUUCGGCUCGAUUUCUGGGUUCAUAGAGCACCACAUGCCACAUCUAAGUGUGAAAAUGGGGGAUUUUCGUCUCCCCAAGUUUAAAAUAAGCUUCGAUUUUGAGGCUUCGGAUUUUUUUAAAAGUCAAGGAUUAGUUCUCCCUUUUUGCGGUGGUUUGACCGAGAUGGUUUACCCUUCCCCGUAUGAUCCUCUCGAAAUCUCCGGCUUUUUUCAUAAGGCAUACGUAGAGGUGGACGAACAGGGCACGGAGGCUGCAGCAGUGACGGCAGGCAUGGGUCGUGGUGGUUGUUCGAGGUUCAGGCCUCCACCUGUGGACGAGUUUGACUUUGUAGCUGACCAUCCAUUUCUCUUUGUAAUAAGGGAGGAGAUCAGCGGUGUUGUUCUCUUUGUUGGGCAAGUUGUGAAUCCUCUGCUGCCUGUGUGA
Striga hermonthica is the source of this 1206-nucleotide messenger RNA. The record is from the annotation of a GenBank genome assembly. Lineage: Eukaryota; Viridiplantae; Streptophyta; Magnoliopsida; Lamiales; Orobanchaceae.